Molecule: messenger RNA, 1305 nt
Organism: Chrysochloris asiatica (Cape golden mole)
Lineage: Eukaryota; Metazoa; Chordata; Mammalia; Afrosoricida; Chrysochloridae
Gene: FAM53B
Product: family with sequence similarity 53, member B
Exons: 4
Biological process (GO): protein import into nucleus; positive regulation of canonical Wnt signaling pathway
Cellular component (GO): nucleus
Source: RefSeq, a predicted model, not a curated record
ACACCUGCCCUGGGCUGGAGCCCCACCCUUGAGGUCCUUAUCAUGGUGAUGAUCCCAAGUUCAAGUCUCGACAGCCAGGGAGCAGACUCCGUCACGUGCAGGACUUUCAGACCCGAGCUGCACACCUCCGAGAAGAUGAGUCAAGGACCUACCCUUUUCUCUUGUGGAAUUAUGGAAAAUGACAGAUGGCGAGACCUGGGUAGAAAGUGCCCGCUACGGCUUGACCAGCCAAGUGCCAGCCUCUGGGAGUGCCUGCCAGAAAAGUGCCCGGAUGGUGCCUUGUGGCACAGGGAGGCAGUGACUGCCUGCACAGUGACCAGUCUGAUUAAGGACCUCAGUCUCAGUGACCACAACGGGAAUCCCUCCGCACCUCCCAGCAAGCGCCAGUGCCGCUCCCUGUCCUUCUCCGAUGAGAUGUCCAGCUGCCGGACAUCAUGGCGGCCCUUGGGGUCCAAGGUCUGGACUCCGGUGGAGAAGAGGCGUUACCACAGCGGAGACAGCGUCCAGCGCCACCCCAGUGGCUUUAGUACCAUGCAGAGGAGUUCUAGCUUCAGCCUCCCUUCUCGGGCCAACACGCUCCCCUCCCCCUAUGACCAAACCGGUUUUCACCUCCGCUUCGCGGGGCAGCCCUGCCAAGGGGCACCGGGCCUCACCACUUGUGGACAGGUGGGAGACCUCUGGAGCCCCGAUCCAAACCCCGUGGGAGGGGUCCGGCUUGACAUGCAGCGAUCCCUCUCCUGCUCCCAUGAGCAGUUCUCAGGAUACUGCACCCCUUCGGCCAGCAGCACCCCAGCCUCAACGCCCGAGCUGGCCAGACGGUCUAGUGGCCUCGCCCGCAGCCGUUCACAGCCGUGUGUCCUCAAUGACAAGAAGGUUGGUGUCAAACGGCGGCGUCCCGAAGACACACAGGACCAGAGACCUUCACUUGACCUGGCCAAGAUGGCACAGAACUGCCAGACUUUCAGCAGCCUGAGCUGCCUGAGUGCCAGCCGUGAGGACUGUGGGCCCCUGAGCCCCUUCACCCUCCGCUCCUGGACCGCCUUGCUCUCGGCCUCCUCCGGCAGCACAGGGGGCAGGACCCCGGCUGGAACCCCUGUCCUUGAGCCACAGCCCCAUGCCUUUGACGACCAUCUUGCCAGCAAAGAGGAGCUGUCCUAUGAGGAAGCGGAUUACAACAGCGUCCUGGACCAGGACCUCGGCCCAAGGGAGGAGCUGGCCUCAGCCUGGCGGGACUGUGGGGCGGCAGGGAGUGGCCUCUGCUCCCUGGAUGGUGAACUGGACAUUGAGCAAAUCGAGAACAACUGA